This is a messenger RNA of Gadus macrocephalus (Pacific cod), 1842 nucleotides long. Its product is annotated as motile sperm domain-containing protein 2-like. Lineage: Eukaryota; Metazoa; Chordata; Actinopteri; Gadiformes; Gadidae. The record is from RefSeq and is a predicted model, not a curated record. Bases 276 to 1217 code for a protein of 313 amino acids. The transcript is spliced from 9 exons.
GUUCCUGUAUCUCGUGUCUCUUAUCUCGUUUCCCCGUAAUCUCAUCACUGUCAGCGACAAACUUGUUGCUUCUUGUCAACUGAGAAGGCGGAUAAGAGUAAAUCUCGCGAUAGGUGUGGCCAGGGUUAGAGCAUUUCCCCAACCGAGAGGACGGACCCUCGGCAUUAACCUCCUGCACUGAUUCUGUCCGCUAGUAUUCCGGGUUAGCCAUGCUAGCCGACAACAGCUAAUCACCCUCUACCAGCAGCAGCAGGAGAACCAGGGGACACUUGAACAUGGCCGAGCUGGAGCCGACCGAAGCCGAGCAGACCGCCUGCAGAGUGGAGGAAACCAGGGAGAGGUUCAGGACUGAACUCCUGCAAGAUUCGCCGGACAAGUACGAUUCCAGGGACGUGGACCGACUGCUGAAGGAUGACGCCUUGGUGGACAGCUACCUGACGUGGAGGCACUUUGUGAUCGACGAUGCCUUGAAGAUGAUUGACGAGAGUUUCCAGUGGCGGAAAGAGCUGGGGCUGAACGAUCUCACGGAGAGCAGCAUUCCCAGAUGGAUGUUUGACACCGGCGCCGUCUUUCUCCACGGCUACGAUAAGGAAGGCAACAAACUCUUCUGGUUCAAGGUGAAGCUCCACGUGAAGGACACUAAGACCGUGGUGGACAAGAAGAAGUACGUGGCAUUCUGGCUGGAGCGCUACGCCGUCAGGGAGCCCGGCAUGCAGCUCACCGUGGUGUUCGACAUGUGUGAGUCGGGCCUGGGCAACAUUGACAUGGACUUUGUGAAGUACAUCAUCAAUUGCUUCAAGAUCUACUACCCAAAGUUCCUCUCCAAAAUGAUUAUCGUGGAUAUGCCCUGGAUCAUGAACGCGGCCUGGAAGAUCGUGAAGACCUGGCUAGGCCCUGAGGCCGUCAGCAAGCUGAAGUUCUCCUCCAGGUCUGAGGUGCAGACCUUCAUCGACCCCGAGUACCUGCCGCUACACAUGGGGGGAACGGACCCCUUCAAGUACAGCUACCCCCCCCUCCCUGACGAGGACUUCCUCACGCCCGUCAUGGAGAAUGGACCAAUCGUGAGCGAGGAUGACGUGGAGAGCAAGGAGGGCCAAUCAGAGGUGAAGGAGACUCUGGAGGCCAGUUUCAACUCUGAGGACUCCAAAAAGAGCAAAAAGGUACAGGGGAAAAAUACUUUGUUUUCAAAGUCUGUUAAUUUGUCUUCCUCCAUUUAAAGGUCUUCCCCGGUCUGGGUGAUGAGACCAUUGUACCGUCUCCCUGGCUUCCCCAAAACAAUCCGUUGCUAAAUCAUUUGUUCUGAUGACGUCCAUGGGGCUGCCAUGAAUGUAAACAGUAACAAGAGCAUGUCAAUCUGUUGGAAACGAUGAGCGUUCCCCAGUAGAAGUACUUUAAUGUACUUCCACUAAUGUACUUCUUACAUUACAACAUUAGUAUGGAGACCACAGUGCUACAUCGCAGGUGUUUACCCUGGUGUCAGGCGCGAUGCUCUGAGGCAGAAUCAACAAACACACCGGUAGCACACAGGAAUGCUUGUAGCUCCAUAUUUGCCGUUGCAGUUUGUUUUUUCAGUUUGUUGUCAUGGUUUAUUUGAGGGUGCAGUUGCUAGUGAAGGUAAGCCUCAUAUAUGGGCUGCAUAUAUGGUUAUGAUGCAUGCCAUGACUCAGGUGUGUGGUGCAGUGCAUUGUGGGGGAAGUGGGGAGUGUGUGGGCUCUGUUUCGGUGAAUCCGAUGAAGGGUCUCUUACGUAUCGAGACGCUCGUUUCAACGCCUCCGUGGGGACAGAGGGGGGCGAACAGCAACGUUGUGUUCAAAGAACAGAUGAUAAACCUUAAAGGUUUUG